CCACCACUCAGUCAAGCGCCUAUUUCAACCUAGAGAGAGAAUAGUUCACAAGAAAAUAGUUUUGGGAUCUCGACAUACUUUUUAGUUUCAUUAAGGAUAAUAUGUGGCAAGUGGCAGGACAUUUGAUACCGAGGAACAAAAAUCAUUGAAUAAAAAGAAACUUCUUCACUUGACGUCCGCGUGUAACCAUCGGACCUCUGCGUCUCAAACUCUGCGUCGAGAACUGUGAAUUACUGAGUACACUGUAGCCUACUUUGGCGAGACUCGAUGAGCAUAAUUCAAUUGAAGGAGCUCAUUCAGUCACCGAGGGUAAAACAAGAUUGAGAAAAUUCUGCUGUGAAGUUGAAGCGCAAACAAGCAACACUCGAAUCGUCAGCUUCCGUGAAUAUUGCAAAAACGACUGGAUUUUAUAGUUUGCCUUAGACCUUUAUUUUCUAAUAUGCGGCCAAAAUUGUAGUGUGGAGGGGCGUCGCAUCAAGUGCUGGAUAGUGCAGAAUAGAAAGUGAGCCAUAGCAUAGGCAACCAGAACAGAGCACAGUGAGAAAGAGGUUAGAUCGGAGUUUGCGGUUUCUUGGUUUUGUUGUAGUCCGUGAGAAACAGAAACCAACUUGAUGUUUGUCAGGUAGCUACAUCCUGAGCAGAUGAUAUAACACGCAACCAUUAAACGUUAUCGUCUCUGCAAGGUACAACAUCUACUACACACACUGGACAGUCCAGGACUCAUCGUGAUAGAUUAACCGGGGGCUGCGUGCGCUCAGCUCCAUCAUCGCGUAAACCACUGGACUUCGCCGAGACCAAAGGAGCAAGUGUCAGAGAACGAGAAAAUACACAUAUUCAAAAAAAGAGCCCCGAACACUCGUCAAAACCCCUAGAGAAGUGGCCGUGACCCAAGCUGUUGUGAUGCAUAUUCCCGUAGACCCCACCACCACCAGACGGUUCACACCGCCCUCCACGUCGUUCCCCUGCAGCAAGAUUGGAGACGGCAGCGGGACCAUGGGCACCCCUGGACCGCUGAGGACACGACCCGAGGCCAGGAAUGUGGUGGACGUCCUGUCAGACCACGCUGGCGAACUGGUCCGUACGGACAGCCCAAACUUCCUCUGCUCCGUGCUGCCCUCACACUGGAGGUGCAACAAGACACUCCCUGUGGCUUUCAAGGUUGUCGCACUCGGUGAUGUGCCCGACGGGACUUUGGUCACAGUGAUGGCGGGGAACGACGAGAACUACUCAGCGGAGCUUAGGAACGCGUCUGCGGUGAUGAAGAACCAGGUCGCCCGCUUCAACGACCUGCGGUUCGUGGGCAGGAGCGGACGAGGAAAGAGCUUCACUCUGACCAUCACAGUCUUCACCGGUCCUCCUCAGGUGGCCACCUACCACCGUGCCAUUAAAGUGACUGUGGAUGGGCCCAGGGAACCCAGACGACACAGGGUGAAGAUGGAGGACCCCCAGAAGAUGCAGUUCUCUGAUAGGCUGACAGAGAUUGAGCGCUACCAGCGGGCCAGCCUGAGGAUGGGGCCUGGUAACCCCCAGCCCCGGCCCAUGCACCAGAGCCACCUGGGGCCGUCUACCCAGUCCCAGAUACAAGCCCUGUGGUCUGACCAGAUUGACCCACCAACUCUGAAGACAUGCAAGGUGGAGGACGACCUCAGAUGGUCAAGUCCCACCGCUGACCUCUUCCCCCAGAGGACCACCUUCCCUUCUCUGUCCCCGCUGACCGACCCCCGUUUCUCAGACCCACGUAUGCACUACCCAGGGGCCUUCACCUACUCAGCCAACCCCUCCAGCACGGGCAUCGGAGGCCUCAGUGUGACGGGCAUGUCCGCCUCCUCCCGCUACCACACCUACCUGCCCCCACCCUACCCUGGAAACCAGAACCAGGGCAGCCACUUCCAGUCCAACUCCUCCCCCUACCACCUGUACUAUGGCACCGGGUCCGGCUCCUACCAGUUCUCCAUGGUGGGCCCGGCCGGGACCGGGGGUGAGCGUUCCCCCACCCGCCUGCUGCCUUGCUCUGGAAUCUCAGCCUCUGGAGGGGGCAACAGCCUGAUGAACCAGGGCCUGAACAACCAGGGCGAGGGGGUGGAGGCAGACGGCAGCCACAGCAACUCCCCUACGGCCAUGAGCGGCUCUGGACGCAUGGACGAGUCUGUCUGGAGGCCUUAUUGACUGUCAGACAGCUAGAGGAAAUGCAGGAGAGAAAGAGCAAAAGUAAAGAAGAUGAACGAACAAAAAAAGAUGAAUCCUCCCCCCAAAAUAAAUGCUGCAUGUUUGUAUUUUAUUUCUCGCGCACUCGCUUCGUACCCUUUUCCUAGUUGACCAAAGACAUUCACUAUCUGUCAGGAUGCCAUGGCCAGAGAUUGCCUUUAUGCAAGCCAUGGGUAUAUCCUGCACUGUGACAGGGACUACUCUCUGAGGCUCUGAAACCAUACAAAUCUCAUGCUUUUCAAUUGAUGAGUAAGAAAUUGCAAAAUAACUGUAAAUAGAUGUUAUGGUGUUACAACAAAAAGCCAUAGUAAUAUAUCAGGAUCUUUUGAAAAACAGGUACAUGCAUACUAAAGACUAUGAAUGGCAAAACCUUCAUAGCCAUUCACUCUAUGCAGCUAAUGAACUGAAAAAAUGCUAGUGCUAUUGUGGUUAACUAACCAACACGACCAAAAUGAUCAUUUCCCCACAGAUGACAGUACCUUUCUUGACAUUACAAGCUAAGCAUCCAGACCAGUGACUGUACUGCCUCAGCGGCCUUUCACUGUCAGGUGAUAACAGAGAUCAAAUAUGAUGUUUGCUUCACGAGUGUCUCAGAACCUGCCCUAGAUGGCUUGUGGCUGUAUUGCUAAUGUAACAUAACAGUUGAUGCUGAAGCUUUUAUUUGGUGUGAGGUUUGGAGAUUCACCCUUCAGUCCAUGAAACAUCCUUAAAAACAAUACAUGGUCUCAAAGUAAUUCUGCAUUGCUUGACAAUUUAAUGUACUAUUUGUACUGAUGUCUGAGUGAAGCUCCCCUGUAAAGUUGUUAAUGUAUUGAUAAUCUAUGCAGUAGAAUAGCUGAUAUUUUGAAGACUGUACAGGACAUUAGCAGAUUUUUUUUUUUAAAGCAGGAUUUUUAUGGAUUCCUUUUGUUUUAGUUUGUUGGACUGUUUUCUUUAUUUUUACUUAUGAUAUAUACACUGAGUGUACAAAACAUUAAGAACACCUGCUCCUUCCAUGACAGACUGACCCGCUGAAUCCAGGUG
Salvelinus namaycush (lake trout) is the source of this 3228-nucleotide messenger RNA. RefSeq names its product RUNX family transcription factor 3 (gene runx3). Gene Ontology annotation, biological process: regulation of cell differentiation; hemopoiesis; regulation of transcription by RNA polymerase II. The coding region runs from base 901 to 2166 and encodes 421 amino acids. Lineage: Eukaryota; Metazoa; Chordata; Actinopteri; Salmoniformes; Salmonidae. The record is from RefSeq and is a predicted model, not a curated record. Gene Ontology annotation, cellular component: nucleus. The transcript has 6 exons. Gene Ontology annotation, molecular function: RNA polymerase II cis-regulatory region sequence-specific DNA binding; DNA-binding transcription factor activity, RNA polymerase II-specific; ATP binding.